This is a messenger RNA of Phyllotreta striolata, 1120 nucleotides long. The record is from the annotation of a GenBank genome assembly. NCBI's taxonomy places the organism in Eukaryota, Metazoa, Arthropoda, Insecta, Coleoptera, Chrysomelidae.
AGUGUCAUACUGUGAAGUGAAUCUGUCACUUGCGCCUGUGUUUAUCGCCGAGUUCUUAAAUUCGACUAACGAGUCCCUAAACACAAGAUGGGUAGGGAGGACAAGGCAACUUGGAAAUCCAAUUAUUUCACCAAACUCAUCCAAUUAUUGGAAGAUUACCCUAAGUGUUUCAUAGUAGGCGCUGACAAUGUCGGCUCGAAGCAAAUGCAGCAAAUUCGUAUUUCAUUGCGAGGCAACGCAGUGGUCCUUAUGGGGAAAAAUACCAUGAUGCGUAAAGCCAUCAAAGGUCAUCUAGAACGCAAUCCUGCUUUGGAAAAAGUCUUGCCUCACAUCAAAGGCAAUGUAGGUUUCGUUUUCACCAGAGGCGAUUUGGUGGAAAUCAGGGACAAACUUUUGGAAAACAAGGUCAGAGCUCCUGCUAGGGCCGGUGCCAUUGCUCCGUUGCCCGUUGUCAUUCCUGCACAAAACACCGGCUUGGGUCCUGAGAAGACAUCUUUCUUCCAGGCCUUGAGCAUUCCAACCAAGAUUUCGAAGGGUACUAUUGAAAUCAUCAACGAUGUUCACAUCUUAAAACCCGGAGACAAAGUCGGAGCUUCCGAAGCCACUCUGCUCAACAUGUUGAACAUUUCUCCUUUCUCGUACGGUCUUCAAGUCGAGCAAGUCUACGAUUCCGGUACCGUAUUCGCACCGGCUAUUUUGGACAUCAAACCUGAGGAUUUGAGGGCCACUUUCUUGUCGGGAGUGCAAAACUUGGCGGCCGUUUGUCUAUCGAUCGGCUACCCGACCAUCGCGUCCGCUCCUCACAGCAUCGCCAACGGUUUCAAGAACUUGUUGGCUCUCGCUGCUGUUACUGACGUCGAAUUCGAACAGGCCAAGACCAUCAAAGAAUACAUUAAAGAUCCUAGUAAAUUCGCCGCCGCCGCUCCCGCUGCUGCUGCAGCUGCACCAGCUGCUGCUGCUCCGGCUGCUGCCAAGAAAGAGGAGAAGAAGGAAGAGUCCGAAGAGGAAGAUGAUGACAUGGGCUUUGGGCUGUUUGAUUAAGGAAAUGUCGUUCUUCCUUUGAAUUGAACGUUUAUUUGCUGUUUUGCUCAGUCAGACUGUCAAAUAAAUUAUGAAACUG